Molecule: messenger RNA, 2265 nt
Organism: Cylindrotheca closterium
Lineage: Eukaryota; Bacillariophyta; Bacillariophyceae; Bacillariales; Bacillariaceae
Source: the annotation of a GenBank genome assembly
AUGGACAGUGACGACGGCGAUGCAUUCGGAUCCAAUGGAUUCCAAAUGAUGGGAAUGAUGAACGCUCUCAAGACUGGUGAUAUGCACACUGAUAUGAUCAUUGCCAUGUGCGUUCCUUUCGUUCUCAGAAUCCUUUUCAGUUGGAUUGGAAAAUUGGAAGAGAUUCCCAAUUGGGAAAUCUGGGUCAAAUGGUGGCAAGCGGAUGGAAUCAAGCACGAACGUUUCAUUUCGCACAGCACUACUCGAAAUAGCUGGGGCGGUACCUAUGACACGGACGAAGACACCAAGAAUUCCGUCCUACUCAAGGCUAUCAAAAUGUAUCUGGAUCAGGUUGUCAAGCUGAAGCUAUCUGCUGCUCACUUGGACUUGACUCAGCUGAAGGAAACUUCCGGGUACUAUUAUGAUGAUUCCGAUGGUGACGACGAAGAUGGGGAAUACCAGGGCUCUCGCAAGACACUUGUUGGUAUGCUGAGCCGAUACAAGAUUAUCAAUCGAAUUCCUGAUAAUGAGUGGCACAGCCUUGGAUUCUUUGGUGAUCCUGCAAGUAAAGUCCUGCUACGCAUCGAGAAGCAAACAAGGAACGAAGGCGACUCUGAAGAAAAGAAUAAGACCAAGUUUGAAAUUAAUGAGACUGUCUUCCACUUUACUGCCGAUGAGGAAGGUUCCAUCGAUGCCUUCAUCAACGGGGCCUACAAGUGGUACAUUGGCGAGCUUCGCAAGAUGGAAGACAACUCUCGUUAUCUUUAUGAAAUGAAGGUACAGGAUCGAAAGACCGGCAUGUCUGAUGAUGAUGGUGGCGGCGACUCCACAAACGGUACAAACUACAAACGGUACAAGCUUUCUGAUGAAAAGUCGUUUGACAGCCUCUUCUUUAAGGAAAAGAAGAAUCUUCUUGGCUUGAUUGAUCACUUCACCAACAAGACUGGCAAGUAUGCAAUCAAGGGAUACCCUCACAAGCUUGGUGUUCUCCUUCACGGUCCUCCAGGCACUGGCAAGACAAGCUUGAUCAAGGCAUUGGCCCAAUACACUGGUCGAUCAAUUGUCAAUGUCCCCCUUACCAAGGUUUCCACCAACAGUGAGCUCAUGUCCAUCUUCUUCGAUCGAAAUUACCAUGUCGAAGGAGCUUCUGUUCCAGUCAAGAUGACCUUUAAGGAUGUCAUUUUCGUCAUGGAAGAUGUCGACGCUGCGUCGAAGAUUGUCAAGCGACGCGAUGGGCGCAAGACCAGCAAUAUGCUAGAUGACGGCCAACAAAUCCCAUUGCCGACUCCCAAGUCUCUCUGGCGCAUGUUCUUGGAAAGCACUUCCGACGACUGCAAGGCUCUCGUGAAGGAACUCACUUCCAAGUCGGACCGUCUCAAGGAAGACGAAGAAUCACAACGGUCCGAUGUCCUUCGCUCCAUGAAUCAACGCCUUGCUGGCCUUCCAGCUCUUGGGUUGGUCGGAGAAGGAGUAGCAGUACAAGACGAAUCCUCGCCGGCUACACAACUCUGCGACAAUGCCUUGGAAUCCGCUAGCAAAUUGCAAAGCCGAUACUCAAAGCUCAACGACAUCCUUUCGGCCCAUGCCAAAUCCAUCAAGAGCCUUUUGGAGUCGGGCACCAAUGUCGACGAUGAUUUCAUCAAUGAUCUUCUGGGAGAAGUUGGGUCUUUAACGGUGCCAACUUCGGAUAGUUCCACAUGCUCUUCUUCUGCUGCUUCUGACGAGUCACCAAUUCCAGCCCAAGCUGCUGAGGAAGCCUUUCCCUCCAUUUUGGACUUGGAUGGUCUAUCCGACAAAAAAGGAUCCAAGUCUUCUGGCUUUGGUCCAUCCUUGUUCAAACCUAAUCCAGAUGCUUUGUCUUUGUCCGGAUUGCUGAAUGUUUUGGAUGGAGUCGUCGAUACUCCUGGUCGCAUUGUCAUUAUGACUACCAAUCACCCAGAGAUGUUGGAUCCUGCUCUGAUCCGUCCAGGGCGUGUGGACAAGAAACUAUUAUUGGGUCGCAUGCGAGCGGCAGAUGUCAUCUGCAUGUUGGAACAUUACUUCCAGACCCAACUGGACAAUAGCCAAGUGAUGCUUGUGGAAGCGGCAAUCAAUGGUGAAUCAUCAUCUGGUGUACCUAUGCUGAAGCUGACACCCGCGCAGGUGGAACAAAUGGCAGCCGAGCACGACGAGUUGGACAGCAUGAUUGCGGCAAUUGAAAAGAUGAAUCCAGCGUUGGUAAAGAAAUCGCGAGAACCCUUCUCUGCGGUUUCCAAGACCUCUUUUGAUAAAACUCGGUCUCGUUGA